Molecule: messenger RNA, 7501 nt
Organism: Anneissia japonica
Lineage: Eukaryota; Metazoa; Echinodermata; Crinoidea; Comatulida; Comatulidae
Product: dnaJ homolog subfamily C member 13-like
Exons: 55
Coding region: 182-6892 (2236 amino acids)
Biological process (GO): receptor-mediated endocytosis; endosome organization; regulation of early endosome to late endosome transport
Cellular component (GO): endosome membrane
Source: RefSeq, a predicted model, not a curated record
CGACAACGAUCGUGAUCGAUGGUGAGUCUACAGUACGUAGUUCAUGUGAAAAUGGCGACGAUCGUAUAGUCACGAGAUCAGAAAGAUACUCCUACUAAAAUUGUAUUUCCAGUCAAUAUUUAGGUCUAUGAAAUUGAAUCUUUACUAAUGUUACUGUGAAGAGUGAACCAUUGUUAUCAAGAUGUCUGAAAGUAAGACGUUGCCAAAGAAGGGCAAUGUAGACUUUGCAAGCUACUUCACCACAAAACACUCUUGGAGGGGCAAAUACAAAAGGAUUUUUGCUGUUGGGACCAAAGGUGUGACUACGUACAACCCUGGAAAUUUAGAAAACACAAAUCAUUGGAUGUAUGAAGAGUUUGUGAGCAUUGGCCCAAAUGUGAAAGCACCAACUACCAAUGAAUUUGUAAUUUUAUUCAGACGCGGGAAAAAGAAUGAAUCUAUGCGUUUUUCCACCGAACACCGUGCUGAUCUCAUUACAGAAGCUUUGAAAUUCAAGGAUCAAUUUAGUGGUUACAAGUCCAAGUCAAAGCGUUUUAAUUGCUACAAACAUCACUGGAGUGAGAACCGAAUUCCUGUCAUCCUGGAUGUUAACGAUUGUGGUAUCGAUCAAAUUUGUCCAACAACAAAUAAAGUCCUCACAACGUACUACUACAAAGACAUUGAAGGCUUUACUAAUGUAAGUGGAUAUCCAGGCGGUUUUGCAAUAAUCUAUGGUGGAUUUAGCCGACUUCAUUUAUUCGCAUCAGAGCAGCGGGAUGAUCUACUGAAAUAUGCGAUGGAAUGCGCUGGAAUUUAUAUUGGCGUCAUGCUACGAGUUCGCAAAGAACCUAUUACAUUUGAUCAGUUUGUACUGAACAGAUUUGGAAAGUACAGUGAUGACAAUAGUCUGACAUCCUUAGCUGAGUUCAAUGUCCAAAAAUUUUCACCCCGACAUCCUAAACCAGUGCGAAGAGUCCUCUGUCUGACGGAAACGUGUUUGGUUGAGCGUGACCCAGCCACGUACAAUGCUGUUUCUGCCAAGCCUUUAUGCGAUGUGUUUGCAUUGGUACGUAGCAAAGAAAGCCCACAGAUUUUUUAUGUAGAGUUCGUCAAAGGUUAUAAUCGGAAAUUCUCAUCAACGGAUAGAGACAACCUGAUAGCUAGUGUUCUUGAUGGUGUCCGUGCAAGUGGUAAUCGCGAUGCUCACGUAAAGAUGACUUUUUCAGAUAGGGGUGUCCGCCAUGCACCAUUCUACGUGCCAGUUGACGAGGAAGUCGAAGCUCAUCACUUGAAAUUUCUGGCUCAACCACCAGGUAAUAACUUUGCUGAUGCUGUUGUUCGUUUCAACAAUAAUGUUUCUUACAGCGGUCUUCUCCACGCCGUUACCCAGGAUGGAUUCUUCACAGAUAACAAGGAAAGAAUGAUCAACGUAGCAUUACUUGCUUUGUUGGCACGUGAAGGUGAUCAGAACAUAAUACCUUCUGAAGAGUUGGAGAGCCAGUUUCAAGCUUUACGGCGGCUAGUAGCCUCUAAAGCUGGCUUUGGAGCUUUUACACAAAUUCCAAAAUUUCGUGAGAAAGUUGGUGUUAAGGUUGUAAAAGCUCUAAAGCGACAAGACGAUGGUGUCACACAUGCUGCCAUUGAUAUGCUGUCUGCUCUCAUGCAGCCUAUGCAUGAUGAUUAUGAUCUGAGACAAGAACAGCUAAACAAAGCUUCACUUCUUUCAUCUAAAAAAUUCCUAGAAAGCCUUCUUGAUCUGUUCACAACGCAUGUGAUUCGUGGUACUGGAGCACUAGUGAUCACAUCCCUGCUUGAUUUCUUGACCUUUGCACUCUGUGCGCCAUAUAGCGAGACAACUGAUGGAAACUUGUUUGAUUCGCUACUGGAACAGGUUGCUGGAAAGGGAAGAGUACUCUACAAGCUUUUCCAGCAUCCUUCGAUGACUGUGGUAAAAGGAGCCGGCCUUGUUAUGAAAGCUAUCAUUGAGGAAGGGGAUGCAGAAAUUGCUGCCAAGAUGCAAGACCUUGCAUUGGCUGAGGGUGCUCUUCCAAGACAUCUCCAUACAGCCAUGUUUACCACAAGUUCAGAUGGUAGGAUGUUAACCAAUAGGCAGUUAAGUAGGCAUUUGGUUGCUCUCUGGGUCACAGGUCAUCCGACAGCAAUGGCUCUUCUGAAACGAAUUCUUCCAACUGGUCUUCUUAGUUACUUAGACUGUGAUGAUAAAGUUCCGGAGAAGGAACGAGAUCUUAUUAAUAUUCGAGAUAAUCUGAAGAUGGCACAGAAUCAAUCAAAGACAUUAAGUGGUGCACGGCUACAAUGGCAGCAAGUAGAGAAUAUGCUAUUGCAUUGGAAACAGCGAGUAGGCAUAGAGAAGAAGAAAACGGAUGAAAAAGACAAACCAAUAGUACUAAGGAAGCGGAGACAGAGGAUCAAAAGUGAAGCCAACUGGCUGUACUUCUACUAUAUGUUUAAUAAAGAUCAUGCAAAACCAAAUCUUAUAUGGAAUUACAAAACACGAGAAGAAUUGCGUGAAGCGUUUGAGAAUGAAAUGAGGGCUUUCAAUCAGGACCGAGAACUUGGUGCCAGUCACGUCAUUUCUUGGAAUCACGUUGAAUUUGAAGUACGCUAUGAAUGCCUAACAGAUGAGAUAAAAAUUGGCGAUUAUUAUCUGCGACUUCUACUUGAAGCUGAUGAUGCUAAUGAGGAGACAAGUGCUAUCAAGAAAUCGUAUGAAUUUUUUAACGACUUGUAUCAUCGCUUUCUCUUAACGAGCAAAGUUGACAUGAAGUGUAUGUGUUUACAUGCCAUGGCAGUUGUCUACGGAAAAUGUUACGAAGAGAUUGGCACUUUCAAUGAUACUAAGUACAUAUGUGGAAUGCUAGAAAGGUGCACGGACCGCGAAGAAAGGGAUCGUUUAAUACUCUUCCUGAACAAGCUCAUCUUGAAUCGUCGCAAUGUCAAAGAGUUAAUCAAUGCAAAUGGUAUCAAAGUGCUUGUAGAUAUCUUGACCCUAGCACAUCUGCAUACAUCAAGGGCAACCGUCCCAACUCAGACCAAUGUAAUAGAAGCCUCACCAGAUAUGGAGAUGGCUAUGGAGAAGGAGUGGUACUAUGGAAACAAGGAAAGAGAACGAUUGGGACCAUACAGCUUAAAAGAGCUUAAAGAAUUGUGGGAAGCAAGACAUGUGACAGCUAAGACGCGGUGCUGGGCUCAGGGUCUUGAUGGAUGGCGCCCUCUACAUGCCAUUCCUCAGUUAAAAUGGAAGUUGCUCGCUACAGGACAACAAGUGAUGAAUGAAAGUGACCUUGCAUGUUUGAUCUUGAAUAUGCUAAUUAGGAUAUGUGAAUAUUACCCAAGCAGAGAUGCUGAUGACGCUAUAAUCAGACCCCUGCCAAAACCCAAGAGGCUGUUAACAGACGCUAUGUGCCUCCCUCAUAUUGUGCAAUUAUUACUGACCUUUGACCCGAUUCUGGUUGAGAAAGUGUCUGUGUUGGUGGGAAAUAUUGUAAAAGACAAUCCGCAGAUGCCUCGUAUCUAUCUGUGCGGUGUCUUCUUCUUCAUCAUGAUGUACACCGGUUCCAAUGUACUUCCUCUAGCUUGGUUCCUUAAGUACACUCACACCAAACAAGCUUUCCGCUCUGAGGAGAACAAAGGUUCGGAUGUGAUGCAGCGUAGCAUCCUGGGUCAUAUCUUACCAGAGGCCAUGGUACACUUCCUGGAAAACCACAGUGCAGAGAAGUUUGCGGAAACAUACCUUGGGGAGUUUGACACCCCAGAAGCAAUAUGGAAUAGCGAGAUGAGGCGAAUGAUGAUUGAGAAGAUUGCAUCACACAUUGCCGAUUUCACUCCACGUCUACAGAGCAACACACGCGCAUUAUAUCAGUACUGUCCUAUCCCAAUCAUUAGCUACCCACAGUUGGAGAAGGAACUCUUUGUCAACAUCUACUAUCUAAGGCAUUUAUGUGAUCAACAGAAGUUCCCUGAUUGGCCAAUCAAAGAUCCAGUUAAGCUUUUAAAAGACAUUCUUGAAGAGUGGAAGAAAGAGGUUGAGAAGAAACCACCAUCUAUGUCCCGAGAAGAGGCGUUCGAAACACUGAAGAUUCCAAAAGCCAAACAAGGAAACGAUGAAGGCUUUAUCCGCAAAGCAUACUUCCGUCUAGCCCAAAAAUACCAUCCAGAUAAAAAUCCAGAGGGAAGGGACAUGUUUGAGAAGGUGAAUAAGGCAUAUGAGUACCUAUGUACCAAGAGCUCUAAGAAUGUUGAUGGUCCAGAUCCAGAAAAUGUGGUGCUGCUUCUCAAAACACAAAGUAUUCUUUUCAACAGAUACAAAGAAGUACUUGAACCGUACAAGUAUGCAGGCUAUCCUAUGUUACUGAAGACCAUAACACUGGAGACAGAUGAUAAGUCGCUGUUCUCCAAGCCCGUCCCCUUACUUGCCGCAGCUUGUGAACUAGCUUUCCACACUGUCAACUGCUCUGCCUUGAAUGCUGAAGAACUUAGGAGAGAAAAUGGAAUAGAGAUCCUUCAGAGAGCAUUCUCACGCUGUGUUUCAAUCCUCUCACAGUCAAGCAAUCCAAACGAUGUCCAAGUCCAGGUUUGCAUCAAUGUUAUCAAAUGCUAUACUGUGGCGGCGCAAUUUGAGGCAUGCAGAGACAAUAUCACAGAGAUUCCAUCCAUCAUCAAAGAUUUAUCAAAAACUUUGUUCUACCAGAAACUUUUUGCGCUUUGUGUCGUGGCCGCCAAUUGCGUAAGUGCCUUUGCCGUCGACAAGUUCAUGCAGGACCACCUCCAGCAGGCCGGUGUUAUUUGGCAUCUUCUCAUCUUCCUAUUUCAAUACGACUUCACGUUAGAGGAAUCGGGAGUAGAGAAGAGCGGACAGACUAACCAGCAGCAUGAACAGACGAAUCUACAGGAAGUAGCGAAUGAUCUUGCUAGAAGAAGUCUAGUUUCAUUGGGUCGUCUGGCAGGGUUUACCUCCGGGGAAGAAAAGACACCAGAAAACAUCCCGAUUCAGAAGUGUCUGAACUGUCUACUUACACCGUACCUUGCAAGGCAGCUUGGCACAGAAAACCCUAAUGAGGUUCUGAAAGUAUUAAACAGUAACACAGAGAAUCCAUAUUUGAUUUGGGACAAUUCAACGCGGGCAGAAUUAAUGGAGUAUUCUCACAGACAGCAGACAUCAAAACACGAUGUGACGAAUGAGGAAAUGGGAGCCGACUUUGUAUUCAGUGCCCAUUCAAAGGAGUUGGUAAUUGGUGAAAUCUUUGUUCGUGUGUUUAAUGAACAACCUGCAUUCCCUCUAGAGGAUGCUAAAGGAUUUACAGUCAGUUUGCUUGACUACCUGGGCUCAAUGGCGCAGUACCUCCACUCACUCAUGGCCCUAACCUCAAAGGACGUUGACACCAGCAAAACUAGCCAACAAGCCUCAAAGCUUUCUAACUCUGAGAUGGCACUAGAGGGGCUUAGAAAUGUCAUAAAAAACAAUCCAGGAACAGAGGCCAAGUGCAUAGGACAUUUUAAACUUAUCUUCUCACUCCUUAGGAUUACAGGGGCUGCAAAAUUGCAACAAUUAGCAUUAGAGGUAAUCUGCAGUGUAACUAGUAGCAAAGACUGUGUCGACAAUAUUGCUGAUUCCAAUGUCUUAGCAUAUCUCUUAUUGGUCCUUCACUCAUUACCUACGGGUCGGCUGACGGCGCUUGAAACUAUGUACGCCCUUACAUCAAAUACCAAGAUUGUCAAGGAAUCUAUUAGUAAAGGAAUAAUCAUCUAUUUACUGGACAUGUUCUGUAAUGCGACAAAUCCAACAGUGCGUGAGAAGACGGCGGAAUUGCUCGCUAAAAUCCUGACAGACAAAUUGAUGGGUCCACGUAUCAGAAUCCUGUUGUCAAAAUUCUUACCGCCUGUGUUUAUGGAUGCCAUGCGUGACAGCCAUGAGGCUAGUAUACAUAUGUUUGAGGGUGUUCAUGAAAACCCUGAGUUGAUCUGGAAUGAAGAAGCACGAGAAAAGGUGUCUGCAGUUGUGAGAAAGAUGAAAAAUGAUCAUUUCAAUGCCCAGAAGGACAAUCCAGAUGCUACAUGGAAGCUGCCGGAGGAAUUUGCUGUAGUGUACACAGAUGUGGAGGGAGAGUUGACGAUAGCUGGCGUGUUCCUCCGUCUGUUCAUCUCACAACCAAGCUGGGUGCUUAGGAAGCCUCGGGAAUUUAUGGUUGAACUCUUAGAGAAGUUUGCAGAGCUUAUUUCCAAGAACAAUCCAGAUGGGCAAGUGUUGGAGGCAGUUACCACAGCAAUAGUCCUAUUCUUCACCGCUCAGCCUACAUAUGCUGAGCAGGUGCCACAGCUAGGUCACAUUCCAAAUAUCUUCCAAGCAAUGGGAUCCCGUAACAGUGCCAUUCCAAAGUCAAGUAUGAUGGUGGUUCACAGAUUAGUUGAGAGUGAGGCUUGUGUGCGAAGCAUGGCACAGAAUGACUGCAUUGGACCUUUCAUGGUGGGAAUGAGGAAGAGACCGGAUCAGACGGGCCUGGCCUGUGAGGCCAUGCAUAAGAUGUUCCAAAAGAACUACCCAGAACUUGUAGCCCAGGCUUUAGAGCGUGACCUGAUACCUUUUCUGUUGACCUUGCUGGAGAGUGGUAUGCGAGAUCUACCGAACCCAUCAGGCAUCAAGGCUCAGAUCGUCAAGUCCAUUAAAGCCAUGUUGAACUGUUUAGAGAAUGGAGAAAAGGUGCAGCAACUACUCGAUAAAUCAGACGUAUGGGCAGCCUACAAGGAUCAGAAGCAUGAUCUGUUUAUUUCAGAAUCAAACAUAUCCGGUUAUUUAACAGGUCCUGGUGUCGCUGGCUAUCUUACACAAGGUCAAUCCCAAGUUUCCAGCAAACCGCCACCAAUGGAUACAAGCCAAGAUGAAGUCCAGAGCUAAGUGACUUGCAAUAUGCAAAUUAAUGUUAAUGAGAUGUGAGACUGAGUAUGCUAAACUGACAUACACCGUAUGGGCGUAUUGAGGAAAGAAUAAUGUUGUGAUUGUGAGCAAAAAUAACCUUCAAAAUGUAUUUGAAAGAAAUGUUCUAAACUGAUAAUUUUAUUUCAACAUAAUUGCCAGUUGUUCUUUUUUUUUUUCAGCAGAUAAACCAACUCCUUGUUAUUUCAAAAUGUGCUUAAUUAAUUUAAUAAAAUUAUUAGAAACUUAAAUUGAAACUUUCUAUUUUCAUGUAAAUAUGACAUCAUCAAAUUAUUGUUAAUGUCAGUGAGUUCAAAAUUACCUCACCCUGAACUAAACUGUUUGUAUGUGCUUUUUGUUUUAAUGUUUUAUUGUUUAGGAUAAAGGUUACAUCAUAAUUUGUUAUGAAUUUCUCCUUUAAUUUUUACCAAUAAUUUGAUGAUGUUUUAUCAAUUAAAAUUUUCCAUCAACAUUUUAUUUUUUUAACCAUUUUCCAAUGCAUACACAAGUUUUCAUGUCAGAUAUGUAAAAAGUAUAGAUAAAUUAUAAAGAGUACCAUAAUUUAGAAAAGAAAAUGCACCAUUACUAAUG